This is a messenger RNA of Durio zibethinus, 3439 nucleotides long. RefSeq names its product casein kinase 1-like protein HD16. The record is from RefSeq and is a predicted model, not a curated record. Gene Ontology annotation, biological process: protein phosphorylation. Lineage: Eukaryota; Viridiplantae; Streptophyta; Magnoliopsida; Malvales; Malvaceae. Gene Ontology annotation, molecular function: ATP binding; protein kinase activity.
UUUAGGAAGCAAAGUCCCCCGUAGACAUAAAACCCCAAAUCCAAUCCAUCCGUGUAUUCCAUCUCCAUCAACGCUCUCCACUAUCCCACGUAAUUACCUCCUCUUUGUUUUUUGUUUCCCCAGAGCAAUUUAUUUGUAUAAGUAAAAGAAAAAAAAAAAAACCUGAAAACCCAAUUUUCUUUACUUUCUUUGUGAACAGAACAGAUCUCCCAACUUUCACAAUCAUCGAAUCUCCAAUUUUUCUUUAUUCGGUUCGUGGAGUCUUCUCUCCCUUCGGUGCUUUUUCUACCAUUCUUUCUUUUAUUUGAUUUACUUACUACUACUAAUAAUAUAUAAUAAAUAAUAAAUUCUUGAGCGCUUUUCUUUUUUCUUUUUUUGUUUUUCCUGAAAAAUUGUUGCAAUUCGGGGUUUCAUUGAGCGAUUGCUUGGAGAACAAGAGAAGAGAAGGAGAAAGGGACGGAAAAGUAAAUUCAAUCUUUUAGGGUUUCUUUUUGGUGAUGAGAAUCGGAGAAGAAGAAUGAACGAUGCCGGUACUGCGUAGCGGAGCACGUAGGGGACGGGCAGCAGCACCGAAGCAACGUCAGCAGCAGCAACAACCGAAUCCGAUCGAGGCAGGGGAAGCGAUUGCGACGCGGACUAGGCGGCGGAGGAGGGCGGCAGAAGCGGCGGCCGCAGCGGCAGUAGCUGCGCCAGUGACAAACAAUAACAACGGCGACAACGAGAAUAAGAAUACUAAACAGCGGGAGCAGGGGGUCGAUGAGAAGUUAACUUUAGCGGCGGCUGGGGCAGCGGCAGUUAAGGAGAACGAGAAUAAUAAUAAUAAUAAUAAUAGGGUUUUAGAGGAAGGGGCAAGAGCAGAGAAAGAGGAAGUCGGGGAGAAGCCCAUGGACGAGUUCGGUAGCGGAGGGCGGAGCAAUGAUAAGGGUAAAGCUGGUGAGGAUAAAGGCAGCCCCGCACCGCUUCCUGAAAAGGUUCAGGUUGGGGGUUCCCCAAUGUAUAGAAUUGAAAGGAAGGUGGGCAAGGGUGGCUUUGGACAGGUCUGUGUAGGUCGGCGUGUUUCGGCUGCAAAUACAAAUGAUAGAAAUGGCUCUGGGGCUUUAGAGGUUGCCUUGAAAUUUGAGCAUAGAAGUAGUAAAGGAUGUAACUAUGGACCACCAUAUGAGUGGCAAGUUUACAACACUCUCGGUGGCAGUCAUGGUAUACCCCGAGUACACCAUAAGGGCCGUCAAGGUGACUAUUACGUCAUGGUUAUGGAUUUGCUGGGCCCAAGUCUGUGGGACGUUUGGAAUAAUAACUCUCAUACAAUGUCCGUCGAAAUGGUUGCUUGCAUUGCUAUUGAAGCAAUAUCCAUAUUGGAGAAGAUGCACUCUCGAGGCUAUGUGCAUGGAGAUGUAAAGCCUGAAAAUUUUCUUCUAGGUCCUACAGGAACUCCUGGUGAAAAAAAAUUAUUCCUUGUUGAUCUUGGAUUAGCAACCAGGUGGCGAGAUAGUUCAACAGGUUUGCAUGUUGAAUAUGACCAGAGGCCUGAUGUUUUUAGGGGAACGGUCCGUUAUGCCAGUGUGCAUGCUCAUUUAGGGAGAACUUGUAGCAGGAGAGAUGAUCUAGAAUCUCUUGCAUAUACACUUGUUUUCCUUCUUCGAGGUCGUUUGCCUUGGCAAGGAUACCAGGGAGAGAAUAAAGGGUUCCUUGUUUGCAAGAAGAAGAUGUCAACACCUCCAGAGGCCUUGUGUUGCUUCUGUCCAAUUCCUUUCAAACAUUUUGUUGAAUAUGUUGUCAACUUAAAGUUUGAUGAAGAACCUAAUUAUGCAAAAUACAUUUCUCUCUUUGAUGGGAUUGUUGGUCCAAAUCCAGAUAUCCGUCCAAUUAACACAGAAGGUGCGCUGGAGCUUAUUCAUCAAGUUGGUAAAAAGAGAGGUAGGUUAUCUAUGGAUGAGGAGGAAGAUGAGCAACCAAAGAAGAAGGUUCGUCUGGGCAUGCCAGCAACGCAAUGGAUUAGUGUUUACAAUGCUCGUAGACCUAUGAAGCAAAGGUAUCACUAUAAUGUAGCAGAUGAAAGGCUUGCACAGCACAUUGAAAAAGGAAAUGAGGAUGGCUUAUUUAUUAGCAGUGUAGCUUGCUGCCAAAAUCUAUGGGCCCUUAUCAUGGAUGCUGGCACUGGAUUCUCUGCACAAGUCUAUGAACUCUCACCCUAUUUCCUUCACAAGGAAUGGAUAAUGGAGCAGUGGGAGAAGAACUAUUAUAUCAGCGCAAUAGCAGGGGCUACAAAUGGAGGCUCCUUAGUAGUAAUGUCAAAGGGUACUUCGUAUUUGCAGCAGUCAUACAAAGUGAGUGAGUCUUUUCCUUUUAAGUGGAUUAACAAGAAAUGGAGAGAGGGUUUCUAUGUCACCUCAAUGGCCACUUCUGGUAGCAGAUGGGGAGUUGUUAUGUCUCGCGGUGCUGGAUUUUCUGACCAGGUUGUUGAACUUGACUUCCUUUAUCCUAGUGAAGGCAUCCAUCGUCGGUGGGAUUGUGGGUAUCGCAUAACAGCUACUGCUGCAACUUGGGACCAGGCUGCUUUUGUUCUUAGUGUGCCAAGAAGGAGGCCAGUAGAUGAAACACAGGAAACUCUUAGAACUUCAGCAUUUCCUAGCACUCAUGUCAAGGAGAAAUGGGCGAAGAAUCUUUACUUAGCUUCAGUUUGUUACGGACGAACAGUUUCUUGAGCUGCCCCAUUCAUUUGUUUGUGGUUUCCCUGGUGACAUCCUUGAAGAUGUGGGCCUGUCAAACUCCACUAGCUGUCCACAUGGUAAAAUGCUGGAAACCCUCAGUCUUGGGUUGCUGUGUAGGCUUAGAGAAAUUUUGACCAGUACAGGCUUUAAUUUAUUGUAACUAAAAUAUAGAAUCUUCUAGUUGAACUUUAUGUUGCGACCUUCCAUCGUGUGGAAUUUCCCUUCUGCGGUGAUGUACCCCUGGAAAAGCCCAAAAUGAUGGGUCUGUUAAACUCUGUAUAGUCUUGAUUAAUAAGUACUUUGUUUAGGGCUGACGCAAAAUGGCAAGUUUCUCAUAUUCAUUUGGUUUUGGUGGUUUGCUUUUGACAUGAAACACAGUAACAUUGCCUAUGUUUCUUUGAUCCUACCACGCAUGGUUUAAUUUGAGUGGACUACUACGGUAAGCAUAAUCGUCAGCAUCUUAGUGUUUUUUUAAAAAAACUUAAAAUGUAAAUUUAACAUAUCCAGACAUGUUAUGCCAUUUAAAAAUGACUUGUCAUUUCAAAUUGUCAAGGAAAAGUAUAACCUAGUAUUAGUGAGGUUGUAACUCUUAUGCUGGUUGCAGUAGCGGAUGAUUGGCCCUGCCGCUGCUUCUGCUGCUUGUUAAGAAAUUGCUACUUUUAAGAAGCAAAAAUUUAUACACAAAGAAGAAAAAUUGGAUGAAAGCUCAUCAUAAACUGGUAGACAGGUCU